Triplophysa dalaica is the source of this 6356-nucleotide messenger RNA. RefSeq lists its product as uncharacterized. Bases 78 to 5969 code for a protein of 1963 amino acids. Gene Ontology annotation, molecular function: protein binding. NCBI's taxonomy places the organism in Eukaryota, Metazoa, Chordata, Actinopteri, Cypriniformes, Nemacheilidae. The record is from RefSeq and is a predicted model, not a curated record. The transcript has 14 exons.
CGCAUUCUUCAGUUCACACAGCAAGACAUUGGAUUAACAUCAAUAGCAGAGUAACGUUACAAGAUCUUAGAGAUAAAAUGGAUGCAGUGGGAGUGAACGUCAUAGAAACUGCUACUCUUGGGAGACCCUUCCAGCUGGGGAUGCUGUAUGACUGCAGAAAAGAUGCCCUAGUACCAGGAAUCACACUAUGGGAUAAAGAGCAGCUUCAGCAGAGUAUACGCAGUCAUGCCCAAAUUAAUACAGAUUUCAAUGUCACAGCUUCAGACUCUAUUGAAGAAAAAUCUAAUUUACUGAACAUUGAUGGUUCUCUGAAAUUGAGUCUUUUAGGUGGACUUGUCAAUGUGAGAGGAGCAGCAAAAUAUCUCAGCGACACAAAGAAAUCCUUUAAACAACAAAGACUGACCCUACAUUACCAUUCAACCACCAAGUUUGAAGAACUGACCAUGAACCACUUGGCUUCUGGAAAUAUUGUUCACUAUGAAGCGUUUGAUAAUGAUGCAGCCACACAUGUGGUGACCGCUGUGCUGUAUGGGGCGAAUGCUUGCUUUGUUUUUGACAGAGAAGUUUCAUCAGAUGAGGACAAAACCACUAUUGAGGGGGAAGUAAAAGCUACAUUUGAUAAGCUGAAGGGCAUUUCACUGGGCGCAGAGAUUGAUCUGAACAUGAAUGACAAUCAGAAGACUGCCGUUCAAAAAUUCAGCUGUACGUUUUAUGGUGACUUUCAGUUGCCAUCUAAUCCAACCUCUUUUGAAGAUGCUUUGAAGAUUUUUGCUGAUCUUCCAAAACUGUUAGGAGAGAAGAAAGAGCUUGCAGUUCCAUUAAGAGUGUGGCUUUAUCCUUUAGAUAAACUACACACAAGUGCAGCAAAAGUUCAAAAAGACAUCAGCACAGGUCUAAUCAAAGCUGUGGAAUCAGUUUUUGAGAGUUUAAGUACAACCGAAAUGAAAUGCGGUGAUCUUCUGAAGGAACCACCUGCUUUGGCAUUUGCAGCAUUUAAUGGUCAAAUAAUGCAGAUGAGGGAAAACUGUUGCAGCUAUAAGUUUAGUCUCAUGAAAAAACUUGGCUCUCUGUUGCCAGAAAUCCGUGGGGAUCAGAAAAAGGAAACAGAGUUAAAUGAUCUUCUGCGUGAUCAUAUGGAAUCUCCAUUCAGACGUCAGGAUCUUGAACAUUGGGUGAAAGAGAAAGAAAAAGAAUCUGUCGUAAUUAAAACAUUGAUCAGACAACUGAAUGAUUACGGAGCAAAAGUGGAAGUGAAUCUAGAUGAAAUCUUGAUGAAUCUGGAAGUUGAACAUUUGGUUAGCUACACAUUCACAUCAUUUGAGGGUCCAGAUAUGCUCCUUUCUACACAGAAGGAUUACUUGAGUCCAAAGGGGCAAAAGAAAGAGAGUGCACCCAGCGCCAAAUGGAUGACGGGGCUUUCCUCUGAUGCCAAAAAGAAUAUGAGGACCAACACGACUAUAUUUAAAAACUUGAUCAAUUCAAAACAGCGUAAACCGCCCAAAUUUAUUGUCGCAUCAAAAGAAGUGAAAAAUAUUGCAGGUUCCUGCAUUCUCCUUUAUGAAAAUGGAUCUGAUGAAGACAUUUGCUUUACUCCUCCAUUAAAACCAGCCUGUCCAGUUGUUGAACAGAUCAAAGGUCACAGUGUAGUCUUGCAGGUACCUACAACAUGUCAAGCUACAGAAGAUCUCAGGUUAAUGUAUAAAAUAAAGGAAGAUAAAGACUGGAAAUCUCAACAUGUACAACAGAGCAAAGAAACAUUAACUCUGACAGAUCUAAGUCCAGACACGGAGUAUGAGAUUAAAUAUACAGCAGUUGGCAAACUGAACUACACCGUAGACAGUGAUGUCAUCCACAUCAGAGUCAUAGACAAGAAGCUCAUACGUGCCACAGAGUCUGUCUUAGAGAGUCUGACUUUGACUGAAAAAACGUGCAGUGAACUUAUGGAUGACAGCAGAUCAAAACAAUUCGGUGCAUUUGACAGAAAGAUUCAAGACAUGAUGAAACACUGUCAAACCUACAGACAAGACUUAAGCACCAGAAUUCAAUCCUUGAUCCACUCGAUUCAAGCUUGUGAAAAAGGCAUCUCUGAUUUGGAAUAUCUUCUACAAGCUCAUGAAGAAUCUCCAUUUAAAGCCACAAGUCUUACAGAGUGGAUCACUAUAAAAGAAAAAGAAUUAAAUGUAGUUUCUACAAUUUUUCAACAACUUCUGGACUCUGGAGCAGAGGAACAUAUUAACCUGGAUGAAAUUUUGUCAGAUAUUAAUGUGGAGAAUGUGGUGUGCUACACAUUCAGUUCUCUUGAGGAGCCAGAUGAGUUGCUUUCUGUUCAGGAAAAUGACCUAAAACAUCAAUUGAUAAGGAGAGAUUCUGAGAAGAUGCCUGAUGCAGUGUCUCGGACAUGGCUCCAAGGAACAGUCCCAGAAAAAAUGAGAGAACAUUUAAAACUAUUUAAAGACAUAAUGACUUCACAUGGCAGUCAGUCCACAAAGUUUUUGGUUUCUUCAAAAGACCACACAAUCCAUCCAGGUUCCUGCAUUCUCUUGUAUGAAAAUGGAUCUCAUGAAGCUCUUUGCUUUACUCCUCCAUCAAAACCAGCCUGUCCAAUCAUUAAACAGGUCAGAGGUCACAGUGUAGUUUUUGAGAUGCCUUCACCGUGUCCUGUUACAGUAGAGCUGAAGUUACUGUACAAAAUGAAGGAAGAGAGAGAAUGGAAAUCUCAACAUGUGCAUAAGAGCCUAGAUUCAGUAACUCUAGAAGAUCUCAGUCCAGUCACAGAGUAUGAGAUUAAAUAUACAGCAGUUGGCAAACUGAACUACACCGUAGACAGUGAUGUCAUCCAAAUCACAGUCAUAGACAAGAAGCUCAUAAGUGCCACAGACUCUGUUUUAGAGAAUCUGACUUUGACUGAAAAAAAGUGCAGUGAACUUGUGGAUGACAGCAGAUCACAAAUAUUCGGUGCAUUUAACAGAAAGAUUAAAGACAUGAUGAAACACUGUCAAACCUACAGACAAGACUUAAGCACCAGAAUUCAAUCCUUGAUCCACUCGAUUCAAGCUUGUGAAAGAGGCAUCUCUGAUUUGGUAUAUCUUCUACAAACUCAUGAAGAAUCUCCAUUUAAAGGCACCAGUCUUACAGAGUGGAUCACUAUAAAAGAAAAAGAAUUAAAUGUAGUUACUAAAAUUCUUCAACAACUUCUGGACUCUGGAGCAGAGGAACAUAUUAACCUGGAUGAAAUUUUGUCAGAUAUUAAUGUGGAGAAUGUGGUGUGCUACACAUUCACUUCUCUUGAGGAGCCAGAUGAGUUUCUUUCUGAUCAUGAAAAUGAUCUAAAACAUCAAAUGAUAAGGAGAGAUUCUGAGAAGAUGCCUGAUGCAGUGUCUCGGACAUGGCUCCAAGGAACAGUAACAGAAAAAAUGAGAGAACAUUUAAAACUAUUUAAAGACAUAAUGACUUCACAUGGCAGUCAGUCCACAAAGUUUUUGGUUUCUUCAAAAGACCACACAAUCCAUCCAGGUUCCUGCAUUCUCUUCUAUGAAAAUGGAUCUCAUGAAGCUCUUUGCUUUACUCCUCCAUCAAAACCAGCCUGUCCAAUCAUUAAACAGGUCAGAGGUCACAGUGUAGUUUUGUAUAUACCUUCAACAUUUCAAGCUACAGAAGAUCUCAGGUUAAUGUAUAAAAUAAAGGAAGAUAAAGACUGGAAAUCUCAACAUGUACAACAGAGCAAAGAAACAUUAACUCUGACAGAUCUAAGUCCAGACACAGAGUAUGAGAUUAAAUAUACAGCAGUUGACAAACUGAACUACACCGUAGACAGUGAUGUCAUCCACAUCAGAGUCAUAGACAAGAAGCUCAUACGUGCCACAGAGUCUGUCUUAGAGAGUCUGACUUUGACUGAAAAAACGUGCAGUGAACUUGUGGAUGACAGCAGAUCCAAAAAAUUUGGUGCAUUUGACAAAAAGAUUCAAGACAUGAUGAAACACUGUCAAACCUACAGACAAGACUUAAGCACCAGAAUUCAAUCCUUGAUCCACUCGAUUCAAGCUUGUGAAAAAGGCAUCUCUGAUUUGGAAUAUCUUCUACAAGCUCAUGAGGAAUCUCCAUUUAAAGCCACAAGUCUUACAGACUGGAUCACUAUAAAAGAAAAAGAAUUAAAUGUAGUUUCUACAAUUUUUCAACAACUUCUGGACUCUGGAGCAGAGGAACAUAUUAACCUGGAUGAAAUUUUGUCAGAUAUUUAUGUGGAGAAUGUGGUGUGCUACACAUUCAGUUCUCUUGAGGAGCCAGAUGAGUUGCUUUCUGAUCAGGAAAAUUACCUAAAACAUCAAUUGAUAAGGAGAGAUUCUGAGAAGAUGCCUGAUGCAGUGUCUCGGACAUGGCUCCAAGGAACAGUCCCAGAAAAAAUGAGAGAACAUUUAAAACUAUUUAAAGACAUAAUGACUUCACAUGGCAGUCAGUCCACAAAGUUUUUGGUUUCUUCAAAAGACCACACAAUCCAUCCAGGUUCCUGCAUUCUCUUGUAUGAAAAUGGAUCUCAUGAAGCUCUUUGCUUUACUCCUCCAUCAAAACCAGCCUGUCCAAUCAUUAAACAGGUCAGAGGUCACAGUGUAGUUUUUGAGAUGCCUUCACCGUGUCCUGUUACAGUAGAGCUGAAGUUACUGUACAAAAUGAAGGAAGAGAGAGAAUGGAAAUCUCAACAUGUGGAUAAGAGCCAAGAUACAGUAACUCUAGAAGAUCUCAGUCCAGACACACAGUAUGAUGUUAAAUAUACUGCAGUUGGGAAACUCAACUACACCACAGACAGUGAUGUAAUCAGAGUUGAAGAGGGGGGGACAAGGACCACGAGAAUGAAACAGCUGAUGUUCAGAAAUUCAGAAAAUAACUGGUUUUCAGGUGGAAACAAAGUGUUUGCUGUUUUGGCUGGAAAAACAAAUGACAUUCAUAAGAGGUUUAUUGACUCUCUGAAAAAAAGAAUUCCGAAUCUGACAGAAGUUUUUACAGAGGAUGAGAGUGACAUUGUUCUGGUUUACUGUCCUGUUGUUUCUCGACGAGACAUUGACAUAGAAUCAGCACUUAAGAGAUUUACUGACUCUACAGCCUCUAAGAUGGUGGUGCUACUGGUGCUACAUCACACAUUUGACCCAGAGAAAACUAUACCAGACAGCAGCAGAUGUGUCAAAAGGACAGAUAUACUGACAGUGGACUGUCUGUUCUAUGAAGACACAGGAUUACUAAAGUGUCAGAAAAAUGAUGAUGCAAUCGACAAAGUUGUGAACUGGAUUAAACAUCAGAGAAAGAAAAAGGAUGUCGACGUUUGUCAAUCUCUGAAAUAUGAUACACCGGUUACCAGUCCAAAAAAAGAACAAGAAAAACAUCCACAGGAAUCUGGCAACUACAGUGAUGUGAGCCAAUUGUCCAACAAGAAUGAGAGUUCGUCUGGAUUUAAGCAGUUUGAAAGCAAGAUAAUCAAAAUCUGCUCAACUCAGGCUGGAAAUACAAAUAACCUGCACAAAAGAUUUAUUGACAGUCUGAAAAAUCAAAUUCAGAAUUUGAAGGAAGUUUCUUCAGUGGAGGAGAGUGACAUUGUUGUGGUUUUCAGUCCUAUUGUUUCUCGAGCUGGAACUAACAUGGAAGCAGCAUUAAAAAUAUGCACAGCCAUUCCAGCCUCUAAACUGAAUGUUCUAGUGGUGCUACAUCACACAUUUGACCCAGAGAAAACUGUACCAGACAGCAGCAGAUGUGUCAACAGGACAGAUAUACUGACAGUGGACUGUCUGUUCUAUGAAGACACAGGAUUACUACAGUGUCAGAGGAAUGAUGAUGCAAUCGACAAAGUUGUGAACUGGUUAAUACAGCAGGGGCACUCAAGGGGACUCAAUAUACAUGCCUGUAAAAAUGAGUCGUCUGGCAGCCGUUCAGUUAGUUGGCCCUUUAAGUUUGACACAGCGAAAAGAAACAGGAUCUUCAAGUAGAAAUUAAAUGAUCACACUAAAGGUGGACACGCACUUGUUGAUCCAUGCAUCAUUUUGAAAGAUCCUGUGGCAGACACUGACAGCAUGAAAGUGAUUUAUUUGUUGAAAUGAAUGAUCUGACAAUAUUCAUACAAAUCUAGUAAAAUAUAAAAUGUUUAAAAUAUGUGCUUAUGUCUUUGAUAUUUUAAGGAAAGCUUUAGUUUGUAAAUCAGUAUGGAUUAUAAUGUUGAGCUGUAUAAUUUUUCUUGAUUUUUUUAUUUGAGUUGUGAUUUUAGGUCUUAAUCUAACCUCAAUUUACAUUGCAACUGUUUUCCUUUUCACUAUAAUAACAUUCAUUACAGUUAUUACAUAUUGUUUGCAUUAAACACAUUUUAAAAACCUGUCUAA